AUGUCUCUCGCCGAUGAGAAAUUGGAAACGACUGAUGCUUCUCCUGGCUUAUCCAGCCAUUCCCGCGAUGAUCUCGAGAAGAGAUUAGUGAGGAAGCUCGAUCAACGUAUGUCCAUCAUCGUGCUUUUGUAUACCAUGAACAAUGUCGACAGAGCGAAUAUCACUAGCGCACGGUUGGCAGGUUUUGAGGAAGACCUGCACCUGCAGGGGAGUCAAUACGCGACGCUCUUGUCUAUCACCUAUGUGGGAUUCAUUAUCAUGCAAGUGCCAGCGAACAUGUUUCUGCACUGGCUAGAGAGACCUGCUAUCCUGAUUCCAUGGAGUAUGGUGAUAUGGGGUAUAAUAUCAAUAUUAACAGGGCUCACACAGAAUUAUACUCAGGUUCUUCUCGCCCGUUUACUCCUUGGUUUCGCCGAAGCACCUUUCUUCCCUGGCAUCAUGUUUCUUAUAUCAGGAUGGUAUAAGCGAGACGAACUCGCUGUGAGAGUGGCACUCAUUAAUUUUGGAAGCGUGCUUAGCACUGCGUUCGGAUCCCUGUUUGCAUCUGGUGUACUUACAGGCAUGCAGGGAAUACUGGGUCAAGCCGGAUGGAGGCGAGAUACGUGGUUGUUUUACCUCGAAGGUGGCAUCACGACCAUAGUCGCGAUCAAUGCGAUGUUCAUACUCCCUAGCUUUCCUCACAACACCAAAUGGCUCACUCCGGAGGAAAGAUCACUCGCUAUCUCUCGCCUUGCAGACGAUGGGUAUGGAAGAAUGGACGGGCCUGGGACACGGACGUCCAUACAAGGACUGCGGGAUGCUCUGUGCGACUGGAAGGUAUGGUGGUUUACAAUCUUUCUCACCAUCGAACGUAUCGCGCUGUCAUACGGCGUUUAUUUCCCGACGCUCGUCGCGAGUAUGGGAUAUGAUAUGACGGUGACUUUGAUGCUCGUCAUUCCUCCAUCAGUGCUCGCCACGAUUGGCGCUUUUGUUUUUUCAAGGUACUCUGACCGUACGCAAAAGCGUGCCAUGUUUAUCAUUGCAUCCAAUGCAUUGGCUGCCGUCGGAUUCAUCAUGUCCUUCUGUACGAUGAACACGGCCGCGCGCUAUAUUUCCCUGUUCCUGAUGAAUCAAAACGCCGGCGGACAAAUGGUAUUUUGGGCAUGGAUAAAGAAUACUUUCGCCAGAGAACCCGCAAAGCGAGCUGUCGCUAUCGCUGUGAUCAGUGGAUUGUCUUCGGUGGGGAGCAUCGCUGGACCGUUCCUCUGGCCUCUCAACUGGGGCCCGACAUAUCGUCAUUCGUACGCCAUAUGCAUCGCAACGCUUGGGGUGGCGACAGCCAUGAUUGGUGUCAUGCAUUUGCAUUUGAAGUGGGUGAAUGCGCAGAUUGAGAGGAACGAGCAAGAUGUAAAGGAUAUCAACGAACUUCCGGACCCUGUUGGUUUUAGAUAUCUGGUGUAG
This is a messenger RNA of Suillus plorans, 1440 nucleotides long. RefSeq names its product major facilitator superfamily domain-containing protein. Gene Ontology annotation, biological process: transmembrane transport. NCBI's taxonomy places the organism in Eukaryota, Fungi, Basidiomycota, Agaricomycetes, Boletales, Suillaceae. The transcript has 10 exons. Gene Ontology annotation, molecular function: transmembrane transporter activity. Gene Ontology annotation, cellular component: membrane. The coding region runs from base 1 to 1440 and encodes 479 amino acids. The record is from RefSeq and is a predicted model, not a curated record.